CUACAAGAAAACGUGCACUGUACGAACUACUUACGCUUCCCACAUAUAUCUUUGACCAUCAAACUGUCAGAAGUUAAUGCUUUAGUCAAUAACCACUACCAUUACUUACCUUCUUUUAAAGUGCAAAUUACUUCCAAAUUAAAUCUCAACAUACUAGAGGAUGAGGAUCAAGCAUUAACAACUAGUCAUUACAAAUAAAUGGUGUAUGAAUUUAUCUGGAGUCUUCCAAUUUGUUUAUCCGUAUAUUUUUCAUGGGUGUUUAGUCGAUGGAUAGACAGGAAUCUUCUUCGAAACCGUCUUCAAGUCUCAGGACUGAACUAGAUGUUCCCUCGGCAGAUACUUGUUCGACUGUUUCCUGUGGAUAUAACCUGCGGCCAUCAGGAAGUGUAUCGUCGAUUGCCUCAUCAUUCACUGCAACUAAAAGUGAGUUGGUGACUAAAAACUACUUAGUCGGGAGUAUAGCUGGAGGUGCUGGCUCUUUAUUGGGAAUAAGGGAACUAAACAAGAUAAUUCCAGGUAGUAACAUAGAUAUCCAAGUUGUUACAUGGAAUAUGUUAUCCAUGAAGUCUCAGUUUUAUCCGGAAGAUUUAAGUGAUCUUUUCUUCAGUGGGUCUUCCGAGGAAGCUGCAAGCAUUUAUGCCAUUUGUAUACAAGAAUGUUCUUCCGAUAAAAAUGAACUUCUUGUGAGAUUGCAAGCUGCUAUUGGCAUAAAACAUGUUCUGUUUACAUAUGCGACCCAUGGGACAUUGGCUUUAGUGAUAUUUCUAAAUCGCGAUCUUAUAUGGUAUACUUCGGUGCCUCAGUCAGUUGGAGUUACAACUUCAGCUGCCGUACGAACUAAAGGAGCUGUAGCUAUUUGCUUUAUACUUUUUGGUACAUCGAUUUUAUUCCUCUCAGCUCAUUUUAAAGCUAACCAUACAAAUUUUGAACGGAGAGUUCAAGAUUAUUUACAAGUAGUGAAUAAUAUUAAUCUACCAAAAGUUGGUUUUAACAAAGGAUAUAAAUACGAAGAAUCCAACCCAUUGGAUCGGUUCGAUGUUGUCUUCUGGGCAGGAGAUUUAAAUUUUCGAAUACAACGACCAAGACAUAUUGUCGAAAACAUAAUUAAAGGAAAAUAUAAGCAUAGAACAUUUGAAGAACUUUUGUCAGUUGAUGAAUUACUCAAUGCACAGUCACAAGGUAUCAUCUUUCAGAAUUUUGACGAAGGUCGUAUUCGCUUCGCUCCAACUUACAAAUUUGAUCUCAAUUCAGAUGCUUACGACUCAUCAGAAAAACAACGCGUUCCAUCAUAUACAGACAGAAUAUUGUUCAUGUCAAAAAAGAAAGACAACUUGAUCUGCUUAGAUUACAACAGUAUUAAUACAAUCCGUUCAUCGGAUCACAGACCUGUGUUCGCAUUAUUCAGUUUAGUUUUAAGACCUGGAUCUGAUAAGUAAGUUUUCGAGGAAAAAGUUGUAACUAGAUAACAACCUAUGUAUCAACUUUUACCCGAGCUAUUAAAGUUUGAUUUUACAGUUCGUAUCGGUAUCAAUAAGCAUAAAUGUACAAAGACGUUAAAUUCAUGACUUUCGAAUAAACAUAGAAAAUUCCAAUAAAGUUCUCAUCGGAGACAGAAUUCUGAAUAAAUAUAAUGAAGUGUACUGUGAUAGGCUAUACAUAUACAGAUAUGUAGUUGAAUGUCACUACAUUAAUCUCUCACUUACCAUCUACGUUAUUCACAGUUCCAAUACACAAAGUAAUAUCUUCUCCUUAACUAGAAGACAAUAAUUGAAAUUAUACGGCGCUAGAAGAAAAUAUCUGACCAAUCAUUUUUACUCGAAACCUAAAUGAUUCAUAUAAUUUUAAGACACGUUUUUAAAAUACGUCUGAGUAUUAUCCCUUUUUAGUGAUGGAUUUAUCAACAAAAACUAUAGACAACUUAACUUCAGCCAUGGUUGACUUAGCUGUACAAAACUGGAAACUCCUAUCGUUCGGGAACUCCGGCUAUGAGAUGUGGCGUUUUCACUAAAGUAACUUAAAAGACAGACACCAACUAGAUAAAUAAGGCUAACAGCUUAAAAUAGCUCAUAUUAGUUUACGGAGUUAAUUUUAGUAGUAAAACUGUGUAUGUAAUCAAAGACUAGGUUUCUGGAGAUCUAAGAGCUGAUUUUCGACCUGGCACUCUGUUGUUAAAAAUACACGCGGAAAAUAUACACAAUUUAAAUUGUUCGUUUUAUACUCCAGAUGCUUGCCAUAUAACCGAAAUCGGUAGUUCUCGAAAUAGCCUUUGCUUUUCCCUCAUUGCAUAUUGCUUUUUUAUGGACAGUAAUAUUUGUGUUUCAAAAGACCAGUCUUCCUCUUUGUAUCGUAAACGUAUUGCCAGUGCCUGACUUGUUUUUGUUCAAUAUAUUUUUACUUCUUGAUAGACUGAUACAAAUUUAAUAAUUAGCUUGAUAUUCAGCCUAUGAAAUGCGGAAUACAUCAAAAAAAUAUUUACGACCCAAUGAUUAUAGGAUAUUACUUGACCACGCGACAACUACUCACAGCCGACAAUCCCCAACAAUGACAAUUCAUUAUCAAUUAUCGGACGGACGAUUGUAUUGUACUGAAUGAAACAAUAAUUAAACCGCAUUGUUAUGAUGGGUGAUUGAACCUAAAAUUGAAGGCCACAAAUCCCUCACUUAGUUUACGAGAAACGGAAAGUACAAAGAGACACUUCCCUAAUAAACAUAUACUCACAACAUAAUCCGAUUCGUUUUAAACUAUAAGCAGUGUAUAUAAUACAUAUUAUUCCCGAUUUUUGAUCAAAUGUUAGCAAGUUUUUUAUAAAUUACUCUUGGUUGUUCUCUAACAGAAUCAUUAACCGAUAAACUUUUUUUCACAGCAUUGCGUUAGCAGCUGGUGCAUUUAAUAGAGAAAUAUACAUAGCAGGCAAUCAACGUCGUGCUCUACGUUUAGAUAAACUAAAAGCAAGAAAAAGUACAAUUCAUGCUAGAGUUUGUACUAUUCAGUGAGAUUUUCAUAACCACAAAAAUGGAUAAGGAUGCAAAUAAAUUACAACAUUUGAAACAAUUAUUUCAUGUACAACCUACCAAUUUUCUAUUCAAAUAAAUUAUUUUUUAAAGCUUA
This is a messenger RNA of Schistosoma bovis, 3108 nucleotides long. Lineage: Eukaryota; Metazoa; Platyhelminthes; Trematoda; Strigeidida; Schistosomatidae. The record is from the annotation of a GenBank genome assembly.